This is a messenger RNA of Phytophthora infestans T30-4, 2610 nucleotides long. Its product is annotated as Zinc (Zn2)-Iron (Fe2) Permease (ZIP) Family. The record is from RefSeq and is a predicted model, not a curated record. The transcript has 3 exons. Gene Ontology annotation, molecular function: copper ion binding; oxidoreductase activity; metal ion transmembrane transporter activity. Bases 1 to 2610 code for a protein of 869 amino acids. Gene Ontology annotation, cellular component: membrane. Gene Ontology annotation, biological process: metal ion transport; transmembrane transport. NCBI's taxonomy places the organism in Eukaryota, Oomycota, Peronosporomycetes, Peronosporales, Peronosporaceae.
AUGUUCACUCGCACCGCGUUGUCGGCUGCCGUGGCAGUCGCCGUCUUGGCCUCCACUGAAGCACUGGAAAAUCUGAAGACCGAUUGGGACGCCUAUGUCAGCGAGCUGCCCAUUCCGGAAGUCAUCGAUCUGACCGGUGGAGGCGCCAUCGACAUGCAGAUCGGCCGUGCCACGCACAACUGGACGGGGGACGGCUCCAUCUCGGGUGAGAUCUAUGGCUACUCGCUUAGAAAUUCCACUCCUACCAUGCCCAGCCCGACAAUCAAGGUCGCUAAGGGCGUACCGAUCACCAUUACCUGGUACAACGAGCUAUCACAGCCGCACCUGUUCCAGAACUCUGUCGAGGAUUCUCUCAACAACAUUGAGUCUGCAUGCUACCCGUACUGUGGUGUGCCCGUUGUCACACACUCACAGGUAUUCCACUACUACAACAACCAGUCUGCGUCCACCAAACUCUAUCACGAUCACUCCAAUGGUCUCACACGCCUCAACACGUGGGCUGGUCUCAUGGGUGCGUACAUCAUUGCCGACAAUGAGCUUGAGGCGUCGAUCAACAUGGACAUCGAGACAGAUAUUCCUUUGGUGCUGACUGACCGUUUAAUCAACACGACGGGCGAGCUCUUGUACUCGGACGACAACUGCAAUGCUGGGUCGACGAAGUGGGUGCCCGAGUCCUUCGGCUCUGUUAACCUUGUGAACGGCGUGAUCAUGCCGUACGUCGACGUGCCGCCUGCUCAGGUCCGCUUCCGCCUGAUCAACGUUGCCAACGCUCGCCACUACAACAUCUCCGUGCCGUUCCAGGACAAGUGCCAGAUCCGCAUCGAGUUCGUCUGUGACUUCACUAACUCCACCAAUGGCACCACGUACGACCUCGAGGAUAACCAGACGGCUGACCAGCCUACAGAUUACGACGAACGUAUCAUGCGCAUCCGCGUCGUCGAGAGUCUCAAGACGGAUACUAUGAAGUACCGCGCGCUCCCAUCUACGCUUGUGAAGUACAAGUCGCUGAAGGAGCUCUACGAAGCCGGCGGAAAGGAACGUACCGUCAUCCUCGGAGAAAUGGAUACCGCGAUGCAGUGUCCCCUGUACGACAUGAUCAUGUACCGCUCGCAGCAAAUCAACAUGACGACUAUCACCGGCAGCCUUCACUGUACCAAGGGCACGGUGGAGAAGUGGAACUUCCAGAAUCCGACCGAUGACCCGCACCCAUUCCACUGGCACUUGGUCAACGCGCAAUGUGGCGAAACAGAAGAAACCAUCGAUACGAACCACCUGAAAGAUGUAGCCAAGAUCCCGAAUGCCGGUGACCGCCCCUCGGAUACUAUCACCCAGGUCUGCUACGUGGCUUGCACUCCCGACGAGUACCUCAUAGCCAAUAGCACUCGCGGCGCCAAGGACUACGGAUUUGACACGACCGAGCCGUACGUUGCUCACUGUCACAUUUUAGAGCACGAAGAAAACGCGAUGAUGAGCUGGUUUAAGAUCAUGGACGUGGACGACGGCUAUGCCGACGACAAUGGUAUCACGCCGGGCACCGAGAUCACCAACACUGUGAUUGCUACGGCAAUGGGUAUGAGUGUUCUUGGUGGCAUUGCUACGACGCUGUCCGUGCUCGUCAUCUCAGUGGAACGCUUGAAAUUCCUCGCCGACCCGCGUUCGCUCUCGAUUGCCUUCGCUUUGUCGGCCGGUGUCAUGAUCUUCAUUGCUUUCGCUGACCUGUACGCCGAGGCAUUGAUUUACUACCGUGCUGCGUUCACUCCUGGUACAACGGACCCCGAAGCUUACGAGCACGGUGGUGCUUCCACUACCGCUGGAGUGUGCGACGACACAUGCAACGGCAACACGUAUUUGGCCGCUACUGGUGUAUUCUUUGUCGGAGUGGCCAUCAUCCUGUUUGUGGAGUGGCUGGUGCACUCUGUGUUCGAGCGUAAGGACAGAGCUGCCGCCAGGGCUGCUGCCAACGCAGACUUAGAGGCGGAUGGCGAGAAAGCUUUGAAGACGGACGACGUUACCGAGAAGGCGAGUGUUGUGCACAUUGCAUCUCCAGUACCGGGUACACCGGUUGACGCAGCUCGUCAGGAGCUGGCUAGUCCUGCUGGAGAAGAGAACAAUGCGCUUCUUGAGGAAAUGAAGGUGAAGGAGGAGUACCGUCGUACUGGUGUUCUCACAGGUAUUGCCAUCGCUAUUCACAAUUUCCCGGAAGGUUUGGCGCUGUUUGUAUCCUCACUCGCCGGUCUUCGUACGGGAAUUGUUCUUUCGGUUGGUAUCAUUCUUCACAACUUUCCCGAGGGUGUGGCAGUCGCUGCUCCUGUCUAUUAUGCUACUGGAAGCAAGGUCGAGGCGUUCAAGUGGACGAUCAUCAGUGGGUUUGCUCAGGUUCUUGGCGCAGGCAUCGGUUGGGCCGCUGUUUCAGGCGGUAUGAGCAAUUCGCUGAAAGCCACAUUGUAUGCUCUUGUUGCCGGAAUGUUGGUCUGUAUCACCGCAAAGGAGCUUCUACCGGGUGCCUACAUGUUCGACCCCAGCGGAAAGCUCUUCGUACCGUCGUUCUUCAUUGGCGUCGCCAUUAUUGCCAUGAGUCUGGUUGCUCUAAACUACGCAGGAUCAAGCUAA